AUGACGGUCCCUCGCCCUCCUACAGAAUCAGUGCCACUGGAGACAGCCCAAUACCUUCAACAAGAAGAAGAAGCGACCUUAACACUUGUGGCUCAGGAGGCACGGAGCGAGGCACAAGACUGGCUUCGGAAACGCAUUGGCCAAAAAAAGUUGCUAUCUGAUGCCCAUGCUCAGCUGCAAAAUGCUAAGAAGCACAAUCGUACUGCUAGUGGAAGCAGUGUGAGCAGUAAUAAAGACGAAAUUGAGACAUCAAAUCUCGACAGUCGCGAUGGCUUCUUCCAGAGUGAUCAGCAGUUAUUGGAGGAGUUGAAAGCUGCCGCAGCAAAGAAAUUUGUUGAGAAGCACGUGGCCGAGGCAGUGGUGGAGGCGCGGUUGUCUAUUGAGCGAGAAAAGCUAACACUUUUCCAGGAAACUGGACUGUACCUCGGUAUAACUGCAAUCUCGAAGAAUAGCACGAAUGGAAAACGUUGCUCGCUAUUUGUGCAAGCAGCUACUUCUACUACUGGUUCGAUUUUGUUGCCUGCACCAUAA
Molecule: messenger RNA, 531 nt
Organism: Peronospora belbahrii
Lineage: Eukaryota; Oomycota; Peronosporomycetes; Peronosporales; Peronosporaceae
Source: the annotation of a GenBank genome assembly